GGAAAAGAAAUCGAUAUGUACGAUCGGAGUUAUACGUAAAAGAAAUUGUCCCGAUCAGACUUUAAAAUGUUAUAUACGUUUAGAUAAAAGGAAGAAUGAAUGAAUGGUUGUGGUCGAUCGUAACGAAAUGCAGUUCUCGAAGGAUGCAGUGUUUGUGAUGCGUCUGCGCGUGAAAAGGCUUAAAGAUCAGCAAGCAGGCAAGCAAGCAAGUGAACAAGCAAGUGAACAAGCAAGCAAGUGACUACCAAGUGAACAAGCAAGCAAGCAAAAUAACACCACCAGUAAUAGAAUCAGUAUGAUCAGUAGAAAGAUACAGAGGGCCAAGGAGGAGUUGUUACCCUAAGGAUGAGGGAAACUUCCUAGUUACACUCCUGGCCACCCUUCUCUUCUUCACCUUCCACCUAACCCAGCCGCCCUCCUACGGACGAGCUAAAGAAAAUUGCGUUUUCCAUUAAUCGGUGUUAACAGCAGUAAUAACAGCACAAUAACAGCAGCAUCAGUAACACGCAGUUAAAAAAUCUAACUCAAUGAACCCUUUGUUGAAAUCUAACGUUCAUUUCAAACGAAACAUAUCCGAAAAAAUACAAAUCUUUAUAUCAUUAUCGUUAACAUCAUCAUCAUCAUUGUCAUUAUCAUCGUUGUCGUCAAUUCAAACGUAACAAUAUUUUCUCAAUUUGUUAUCUGAAAAAGUGUACCCGGAGUUUUCAUCAAGUCGUCGAAUGUUUUGUUAUCGCGCGUGUCAGAAUACAGUGGAAAGUUAUUGAUUCUCCUUUACCUGGUGGAAACGUGCAACCAAAUUGAAAGUUCAACUAUUAACAGUUCAUAUUUUUUCGAAUAUAUAUAUAUAUAUAUAUAAUAAUAUUAUUAUUUUCGUCUAGUUAUUCUAAGGGGAUUGAAUAAACUUCAUUAAGUCAAGAUGAAGGUUGGACUGUUGAAAAAUUGUUUAUGCUAUUUCACUCUCCGUCAAGGUACCAUUUUAAUUGCAAUAACGGAAUUGUUCAUGUCCGGAUUUAUUAUUUAUUUUUUCGUCCUGGCAUUGGCACAUGCUAUGGGAAUUCAAGAAAUGGUGGCAAGAGAUACCGAGGAUGCACUCGAGAGGGAAGCUUUGGAGGAUAUAUCCUCGAAUUAUCUUAACACUAAAAAAAUGGACAUGGCUCAUCACAAUGCUACUGAGACCAUUUAUUCUAUUUAUUGUGGAUUAACUAUCACAGUGAUACACUUCAUGACUUCGAGUCUGCUGCUUUACGGUGUAAUAAAGAACAAGCGUUAUUUUAUGACACCUUGGAUGAUGGUAAUGAUGACGACAAUAUCGGCGUUUACACUAUCCUUGUUCCUUGUUGAACAGGAUUGUACAUUCAUUGCUAAUUUCGGUGGCAAGGUAGACAUUUUCGAACGUGUGAUCGUGUUGUUAUUUGUUAUCACGUUUUCCUAUUUAUGGUUAGUCGUGUAUAGUACGUACAAGGGUCUUGAAAUAAAAAAAGGAUUAACGCACGAAGUACACAGUGUCAACAAGAAAGAUCCAUUACCGAUUGCAGAGGGUUCGAAAUCGUUUCACGUGGCGGCUAAUAAACCCAACGAGGUUUAAAGUUCUUCUCUUUUCUUCUUUAAGAAAAAAGAUGUGAAGAAUAAGUAACAAAACCGAAAAAAAGAAGACGCGCACACACACACACACACAUACACACAUAUACAUAUAUAGAUAUACACAUCCAAAUAUAUACAACGAGAAAAAAAAUCUGAUCGGAGGAGGAUCGUUCUAGCAUCGAGAAAAAAAAAAAAAAAAAAAAAAAAAAAAAAAAAA
Polistes canadensis is the source of this 1798-nucleotide messenger RNA. RefSeq lists its product as uncharacterized. Lineage: Eukaryota; Metazoa; Arthropoda; Insecta; Hymenoptera; Vespidae. The record is from RefSeq and is a predicted model, not a curated record. The coding region runs from base 917 to 1585 and encodes 222 amino acids. The transcript is spliced from 6 exons.